This is a messenger RNA of Durotheca rogersii, 1652 nucleotides long. RefSeq lists its product as uncharacterized. Lineage: Eukaryota; Fungi; Ascomycota; Sordariomycetes; Xylariales; Xylariaceae. The transcript has 6 exons. The record is from RefSeq and is a predicted model, not a curated record. The coding region runs from base 162 to 902 and encodes 246 amino acids.
GUUCUCGAGAUAACUUUCGCCCGACUCGGAACCGGCUACACCGCAACCUUGGUAUUCUAUGGCCUAGCAUAUUCUUCGAGUUUGGGCCCUCUUAUCUGUCCAUCAUCCUAUCUGGUUUAGAAAGUCACGCCACAAUAUCGACCGCCCACGAGAGGGCUAACAUGGCGGACAACACCCAACGGCCGUUGUCCAUACCUUCUUUCUCUGAGGACUUGGAUUGGGAUACGAGACUCAUCAUUUACGACCCAAAAUGGAUACAGGUUACACCGGAGAGGCGGCACAGCGGUUGGGAAACCGUGGAGAGGAAAUGGGCCGGGAAUAACCAGCCGUCGAUGCAGGCGACAAGCUUUAAGGAGCCGAGGAGGGACGUAGGGAAUGCGUGCGAGGCGAUGAGGGUUUUCUCCUAUCCUCAUGUAUCCAUCCCAACCCCGAAAUUGGAAUUCAAUUUUCGAAUGAAAGUCGUUUGCAGCUCUCAGUCUGCGUCAGUUGCGGUGGGAGAUGGCUUCAAGAAAUGGUCUACCUUUUCCGACGGGGUGUGGUCUGGCUCCUUUGGCCAUGGGAUCAUUGCUAGCGGAGGGCAGGACAGCCAAGACUUGACUUACGGAAACGUCGCGGCGACUUAUGUCGAAGCCACUCAUCGCCUGCAGACCAGGGAUGAGCCACCAGCACAUAUCGAGUGUAAAGCGAGGGGCUAUAUGACUGGACCUCCGGAGGUGAUGAAGGCUCUUCGAGAUCCCGAAACAUCCGAACAGGUUGACCCGAGACUGUGUCAAUAUAGGGUGUUCGUCACUAUGAAGACAACAGAUGAACGGUACGCAGCGAAGCUGAAUACAGGAAUGUGGAUAGGAAGCUGUCUCUGGAGAGGCUUAGAAGUCAUAUACGAUUCAUACAGAAUAAGUUGAACCGAAAGUACCAAUCGUUUUGUGAUGCAGCCACUAUCGCUAUUGGCGUAGGGUUGUCAAUACUGCUUAACUUCUGUUUCCGGCCUUCAGAAGUGGACCGCGCUUAUCUUGUCAGCUCUUUGCCUAGUAGUCCCUCGUUGAAGAGUUGGAAAUCGCUAGUUCUAACCUAGCUAAACGUGCGAUCCGGGUCGCAGCAUCUCACGCCUGGGAGGCGAGAAGAAUGGAUCUAGGUGCCCUCGUUUGAUGUUUGGGUUGGGCUUUUUGGAAAGAGAUAUGGGUAUAUGGGUUGAAUAACUUGGUCGAUGAAGCCUCUGCAAGAUGGGCUAGUAGUUGGGAAGGCGGAAGAGAGCCAAGGUAAUCUACACAGGCUGGAAAAACAAUCGAAGAAACCUGAAGAGUAGUCUCACAAAGUGAUGUCUUAUCGAAUUGCCUCCGGCCAGAUGUCAACACGACCCGAGAUUGCGAUGGCCGUGUCGUAUGGGGGCUGCCUGGCUCCUGUAUAAUAUUGGUUAUUUUGUUGGCUUGCUGGUGGAUUUGCUCCGGGAGUUGGGUUGGAGCUAAUAUUGUGAAGUUGUAGGCGCAUGUAUGCCCUCUGAGGGUAGGCAACCCCUUAUCGCAAGUUAGGCGCUGCAGCGACGUGCCCUAUGUACGCACACAUUGUGAUUAGAGGUAUUAUCACAUAUAAUCGAGGCAGAUAGAGAUAAUUCAACGAGCAACAUUGGGGGCAUGAUGGCUGAGGCCAACCCCGGC